AUGCCUAACAGUAACAUCCCAACAGGAGUUUCAGCAAGCAGCAAGGCAGUGCACCUGUUGGUUUCAGAAGAGAAUCGUGCAUUGGUUACUCUGGGAGCUCCAAAUUUGGAUCCGCCAGUUAUUGAAGCUCCAGCUUUGGAUGCCGCGGCUUUUAAUGCGUUUGCUGCGAUGAUUUGUACUUCUUCUCAUCAAUUUGGGGUGAAUACCCUUAAAAAACAGCCAUCUUUAUCAGCAUCAUUUCCAUUACCUCCAGGACCAUCACCUUGGCCAAUUUUGGGUAGUAUACCCGCUUUAGUUCGAAAUAAGCCAAGAUACAAAUGGAUACUAGGUCUAAUGAAAGAAAUGAAUACUGAAAUCGCAUGCAUUCGUCUUGGGAACGUUCAUAUAAUUUCCGUGACUUCUCCAGAACUUGCUCGAGAAUUCUUGCAAAAACAAGAUGCAGUAUUUGCAUCAAGGCCUAGAACAAUGGCUACUGAGCAUUUAAGUCGUGGGUUCUUAACUACUAUUGUUACACCAUGGGGAGACCAAUGGAAGAAAAUGAGAAGAGUUGUAACUUCCGAAAUGGUCAGUCAUGCUAGACUGGAAUGGCUUCUCGGGAAGAGAAAUGAGGAAGCUAACAACCUUGUGUUCUAUGUACAGAGUCAGUGUAAUAAAAACUCAUUGAUUGGAGGUGAAGUGAUCAAUUUAAGAUUACUAACGAGGCAAUUCAGUGGGAACAUAAUUAGAAAAAUGAUUUUCAAUAAUAGAUAUUUUGGCAAGGGAAGGAAAGAUGGAAGACCCGGCAUUGAAGAGAUAGAGCAUGUUGAUGCAGCUUUUGAAGUCCUAAUAUAUGUUUAUGCUUUUGGCAUACAAGAUUAUUUGCCUUGCUUGAGAUGGUUAGAUUUAGAUGGCCAUGAAAAGAUUAUCAAGAGAGCCAUGGGGGUUGUGAAUAAAUAUCAUGAUCCAAUUAUUGAAGAACGGAUUCGACAACGGAGCAAUGGAACUACGAAGAACAAAGUGCCUGAAGAUUUGCUAGACGUGCUUAUUUCGCUCAAGGACGAAAAAGGGAAGCCGUUGUUAUCAGUAGAGGAGAUCAAAGCUCAAGUAGUGGUAAGAUUGUUUAUUUGUUUUACAGACAUAUUUCUCUCCUUUUAAUAAUAUCUUUGCGUGUGUGAUUUA
Papaver somniferum (opium poppy) is the source of this 1158-nucleotide messenger RNA. RefSeq names its product isoleucine N-monooxygenase 2-like. Bases 1 to 1134 code for a protein of 377 amino acids. The record is from RefSeq and is a predicted model, not a curated record. The transcript has 3 exons. Gene Ontology annotation, molecular function: monooxygenase activity; oxidoreductase activity, acting on paired donors, with incorporation or reduction of molecular oxygen; iron ion binding. Lineage: Eukaryota; Viridiplantae; Streptophyta; Magnoliopsida; Ranunculales; Papaveraceae.